UAUGGUUCGUCGGUAGCGACCCUCAAAGCCUGUCUUCCAGUCCCUGCGAUGGGCCAUGUAGGAGUCCUUGUGGUAAGUCCUGGGAAAGACAUUAUAACAUCAGCUCUCUCCUGUACUGUACUCAACAUGGGGGGGAAUGAGCAAACUGAUAUUCUCAAAACAAAUCUGCUCACACACUUUCAUAUAGGCCUCAUGAGAUUUUAGGUAAAAUUCUGAAAUUAUGCAACAAGAUUAAUGAUUUUUUUGCGUUUCAUUAAGAUUAAUUAUUUUUUUGCGUUUCAUUAGAAGUUAAUCCCUUUUCAUCCUUCUCCUCCCCUUCAAAUAUGGGCCGUAUGUUGAGAAGUUAACAGCAUCAAUCAAAGGGAAUGCCCCGUGCUCCAAGCGAAACAUCACGUUUACUUGCGUUACCCUUGCACAAGGUACGUUUUCUGUAGUCUGGGCCCCUUACCGAGCGUAGUGCUUUGCCACAGGAGAAAGUUGUGGAACACCUGCGGAUUCUGUGCACACCUCUACACAAACCCGGUGUUCCUGUUAACAGAAGGUGACGGGGUUAGCAUGGCAGGUGCGACUAUCAACAUUAUCCUGCUGGCUGUUGUGUCUGUGGCAACAGCGGCCACCUGCACACUGGACUCCAUCACCUGGUCCUGCUCUGCUACACCUCACCUCACACUCAAAUUCUCCAAGGUAACAGUGACGGAAUGUGACGAGAUUAAUACCAAGGAUGCCUUCAAGACGCUCCUGAGCAUUUCCUACACAGGCAAGAACAUCGACCAGCAGGGCAAGACGUACACAGCAGUGAUGGUGGAUCCUGACGCCCCCAAACAUGCGAACGGAGAAGCAUGGUUGCACUGGAUCCGCUCUGGCCUGAUGGGCAAAGAUCUUGUGGACGGGACGAUGCUCACGGGCCAAGAUAUCAUGGAAUACGCCCCACCCACGCCGCCAAAGGAAACUGGCAUCCACCGCUACUUCGUCUUCUUGUUCGAGGAAACUAACCCGGUGACGGCGACGAAGGAUUUGGUGAGACGCAAGUUUCAUCUGGCAACAUUCGCUGAGGAAAACAAACUGUGUGGACCUGUCGCUUCUAAUAUGUUCCGAACCCAGUACUAACUCCACUGCUUGUUGUCUUGAAGCUUCAUGAACGCUCUCAACCCACCAUGAACAAGGAGACGAAGAAGCUGGGGCAACUUUCAGUAUUCUAAGAUCUUCUGUAACUAUGAUUAUAUUAUACGGAGCGCUGGAGUGAUUCUUUACCCUCAUUGUGCUUUUUGUUUCUUGGUUUUGGUUCAAAUUAUUGUUUCAGAAUGGUCAAGUCGAUCCACUUACCGAAGAUCAACAUUAUUACAGCUUACGGUAAAUAAAGACUGCUUACCCA
This is a messenger RNA of Portunus trituberculatus (swimming crab), 1372 nucleotides long. Its product is annotated as phosphatidylethanolamine-binding protein 1-like. The transcript is spliced from 6 exons. Bases 556 to 1107 code for a protein of 183 amino acids. NCBI's taxonomy places the organism in Eukaryota, Metazoa, Arthropoda, Malacostraca, Decapoda, Portunidae. The record is from RefSeq and is a predicted model, not a curated record.